AGUUUUCAGGCUCAAGCGUGAAUGUAAGUUCGCCUCCGGCCAUGGCGCUCAACAAACUUAGGAUUGAUUCCGUGGAUGUGUCUGGCAAACGAGUUUUCAUCCGCGUCGAUUUCAAUGUUCCUCAAGACAAGAAGGACCCAAGCAUCAUCACCAACACUCAACGCAUUGAUGCAGCGCUUCCAACUAUCAAGUACUGUCUUGACAAGGGCUGCAAGUCUGUAGUGCUUUGCUCCCAUUUGGGACGACCUGACGGCAGCGCUGUGGAGAAGUAUUCUUUGGCACCUGUGGCCAAGUGUGUGCAAGAGAAGUUGGGCAGACCAGUGACCUUUCUCAAGGACUGUUGUGGACCAGAGGUCGAAGCUGCUUGUGCAAACCCCACGAGCGGUUCAGUGAUCUUGUUGGAGAAUUGUCGAUUCCACGUAGAGGAGGAAGGCAAGGGUGUUGACAAGGAUGGCAACAAGAUCAAGGCCGACAAAGAGAAAACGAAGGAGUUCCGUGCUUCGAUAGCCAAAUUGGCCGGCAUUUAUUGUAGUGAUGCUUUUGGCACUGCACAUCGUGCUCAUAGUUCUAUGGUUGGCGAGGGCUACGCUGUGAAGUGCUCCGGCUUUCUCGUGGCCAAGGAGCUGGAGGCCUUUGCCAAGGUCUUGGAUGCUCCAGUGCGGCCAGUCUGUGCCAUUUUGGGUGGGGCGAAGGUGAGCGACAAGAUUCAGCUGAUUAAGAACAUGUUAGACAAGGUUGACGCCAUGAUCAUCGGAGGAGGAAUGGCUUUCACCUUCAUCAAGGUGAUCCGAGGAAUCAGCAUUGGGAACUCCCUCUUUGACGAGGAAGGUUCAAAGAUCGUUCCGGAGAUCAUGGAAAAGGCCAAGGCCAAAGGUGUCGAGAUUGUGCUGCCCAUUGACUUUGUAUGUUCUUCCAAAUAUGGAGAGGACGGCGAGAUUAAGAAUGCUACCGUUGAAACUGGAAUUCCGGAAGGUUUCAUGGGCUUGGACUGUGGCCCCGAGACCAACAAGUUGAAUGCGGCCACCAUUGCAAGGAGCAAGACCAUUGUGUGGAAUGGGCCCAUGGGAGUCUUUGAGAUGAAGGCCUUUGAGCAGGGCACCAAAUUCAUGAUGGACAAGAUUGUGGAAGUCACGAAGGAAGGCACCGUUACCGUGAUUGGCGGCGGUGACACUGCAACAGCAUGCAAGAAGUACGACACCGAAGACAAGGUAACGCAUUGCAGCACGGGCGGCGGAGCUUCCCUGGAGCUUUUGGAGGGCAAAGUUCUGCCUGGCGUGGCUGCUUUGGACGACGCUCCGGCGGGCGCAGGUACCACGAUCCUGCAAAUUCGAGCGCGCGAGAUCUUCGAUUCCCGUGGCAACCCAACUGUGGAGGUGGACCUGUGCACUGAAACAGCGCUUUUCCGCGCGGCUGUUCCCAGUGGUGCCUCAACGGGCAUCUACGAGGCCUUGGAACUCCGAGAUGGCGACAAGGGCCGCUUACUGGGGAAAGGUGUUUUGAAGGCAGUGGAGAAUGUGAACUCACUCAUUGCCCCCAAGCUGGUGGGGAUGGACGUGCGAGAGCAGAAGCAGAUCGACGAGGUGAUGGUGCAAGAGUUGGACGGGACCAAAAAUGAGUGGGGCUGGUCCAAGUCCAAGCUUGGUGCGAAUGCCAUUUUGGCAGUGUCCAUGGCCGUGUGCCGUGCUGGGGCAUCUGCCAGUGGAAUGCCUUUAUACCAAUACAUUGCGAAGAUUGCGGGCAAACCCACGGACAAGUUUGUGAUGCCAGUGCCAUCUUUCAAUGUCAUCAAUGGUGGCAGUCAUGCGGGCAACCGCUUAGCUUGCCAGGAGUUCAUGAUUUUGCCAGUGGGCGCUUUAUCCUUCAAGGAGGCGAUGAUCAUCGGAGCGGAAGUCUAUCACAAUUUGAAGAGUGUGAUCAAGAAGAAGUACGGUCAGGAUGCAUGCAAUGUGGGUGAUGAAGGUGGCUUCGCACCCAAUGUGCAGGACAACAACGAGGCUCUCGACGUCCUGAUGGAUGCUAUCAAAAAGUCGGGCCAUGAAGGCAAGGUGAAGAUUGGUACAGACGUCGCAGCCUCCGAGUUCUUCAAGGCGGAUGAGAAGUGCUACGACCUGGAUUUCAAGAAGGAAGGAGGUGGUGCUGCGGACAUGAAGAAAUCCGUGCCGCAGCUCAUUGAGUACUACAAAUCAUGGUUAUCCAAAUACCCCUUCGUGUCCAUUGAGGAUCCUUUUGACCAAGAUGAUUGGGAUGCCUACAAGCAGUUCAUGCUGGAAGUUGGCAAGGACACUCAGAUUGUUGGAGAUGAUUUGCUUGUCACCAAUCCCAACCGGAUCAAGAAGGCGCUAGAGGUAGGUGCCUGCAAUGCCUUGCUCUUGAAAGUGAACCAGAUUGGAUCCAUCUCUGAAGCGAUUGAAGCUGCGAACAUGUCAAUGGAAAAUGGUUGGGGAGUCAUGGUCUCUCACCGUUCUGGUGAGACAGAGGAUUCCUUCAUUGCCGACCUUGUUGUUGGUCUCCGUACAGGGCAGAUCAAGACUGGUGCCCCUUGCCGAUCUGAACGUCUCGCGAAGUACAACCAACUGAUCCGCAUCGAGGAGGAACUUGGCCCCAUUUGCAGCUUUGCAGGUAAGAACUUCCGGAGACCUUAGAGCUGAAGGCCCCGGUUUCUCAGAGGCGGUGAGAGAUGAGAAUCGGCCAAUUCAAUUGGCAGUCGAUUCUUGACUUUGACAUCAAGCUAUGUCGGUGUCGAACCACAUCUGCCUUGUCAAAGUCCAUGGCAGUGGGAUCACCGACCAAAGUGCCGCGCCAGCACCAGAAAUUGCGCCGAGACAAAGUUAGAUCGGAAGAUGGAUG
This is a messenger RNA of Durusdinium trenchii, 2847 nucleotides long. The record is from the annotation of a GenBank genome assembly. NCBI's taxonomy places the organism in Eukaryota, Dinophyceae, Suessiales, Symbiodiniaceae.